Messenger RNA from Pseudophryne corroboree (corroboree frog), 2486 nucleotides. It is a transcript of the gene VMP1, whose product is annotated as vacuole membrane protein 1. Gene Ontology annotation, cellular component: endomembrane system; endoplasmic reticulum; membrane. Bases 152 to 1369 code for a protein of 405 amino acids. The transcript has 12 exons. The record is from RefSeq and is a predicted model, not a curated record. NCBI's taxonomy places the organism in Eukaryota, Metazoa, Chordata, Amphibia, Anura, Myobatrachidae. Gene Ontology annotation, biological process: autophagy; Golgi organization.
GGGGUGAUGACGCGGGGAUGGGGGCGGCUGCUGCUGAGCUGACAGCGGUGACGAGGCUUCCGGUGGAGUGACCCGGUGAGUGUGACUGUGUGACAGAUCGCGGGUGAGAGGCGGCGGCGGGGAGGAGAUUCAACUUCAGUUGACAUAUGAAAUGGCAGAGAAUGGCACUGAUUGUGAACAGAGGCGCAUUGGAAUGGGUAGAGAACAACACAAUGGGAACUUUACAGAUUCCUCCUUCCUGAGUGAGAAGAAGAGGAGGGAUCGUGAAGAACGACUAAGUAUUGUUCUCUGGAGGAAGCCAUUCAUUACCUUGCAGUAUUUUUCCCUUGAAACCCUGAUAACCUUGAAGGAAUGGAGCUUAAAGUUAUGGCACCGUCGUGGGGUGGUGGGGUCGUUAUUGCUCCUUCUUUCAGUUCUUACAGUAGCGUAUUAUAUUGAAGGAGCACAUCAACAGUAUGUACUUUAUGUUGAGAAGAAAUUUUUAUGGUGUGCCUACUGGGUAGGCUUAGGAGUUCUGUCCUCUGUUGGACUUGGAACAGGUCUUCAUACCUUUCUUCUAUAUUUGGGUCCACACAUAGCUUCCGUGACACUUGCUGCUUAUGAAUGUAACUCUGUAAAUUUUCCUGAACCACCUUAUCCAGACAAGAUUAUAUGUCCAGAUGAAGAUGGGGAAGGCGCAAUUUCAUUAUGGACAAUCAUCUCCAAAGUCAGGUUGGAGGCCUGCAUGUGGGGUGCUGGCACUGCAAUUGGAGAACUGCCCCCAUACUUCAUGGCUAGGGCAGCCCGCCUGUCAGGAGCAGAACCUGAUGAUGAGGAAUAUGAGGAAUUUGAGGAGAUGUUGGAACAUGCUCAGAUAGCACAGGAUUUUGCAUCUAGAGCUAAACUUGCAGUUCAAAAGCUUGUGCAGAAAGUUGGAUUCCUUGGAAUCCUGGCCUGUGCUUCAAUUCCCAAUCCCCUAUUUGAUUUGGCAGGAAUAACAUGUGGACAUUUCCUUGUUCCCUUCUGGACCUUCUUUGGAGCCACUCUGAUUGGAAAAGCAAUAAUUAAAAUGCACAUCCAGAAGCUUUUUGUUAUCAUAACUUUCAGCAAACAUAUUGUGGAGCAGAUGGUGUCCCUAAUCGGGGCUGUUCCUAGUAUCGGACCUUCACUGCAAAAACCAUUCCAGGGAUAUCUGGAAGCUCAGAGGAAGAAACUUCAUCUUAAAACAGAGGGGGGAGCCCCACAGAGUGAAAACUGGUUAUCAUGGGCAUUUGAGAAGCUGGUUAUCGUUAUGGUGUUCUAUUUCAUUCUUUCCAUCAUUAACUCCAUGGCACAGAGCUACGCCAAGCGUGUCCAACAGAAAAAGUUAUCUGUUGAGAAGACAAAAUAAGGGGAAUGCACUCUGGGAAUAACUGGGAGGGUGAUGAAAGACAAACUGCUACUAAGCAGAACCUCAAUUGACCUGAUGAACCGUUAAGUACAAAUUGGCAAAUUAAACUUUGGACAUUUUGAAUUUUUUUUUUUCUUUUUCAAAAUCGUAUUAAAUUAUUUUUUUCUAUUUUUUUUUUUCACAAUAUAAAAAGUUAGUUUAUUUUAUGUGGAUAAGACAUGUCUGUGUGGCAAAGUAAGGUAACGUAUAUACAUUUUCUUUCCUUAUGGUGCGUUUUUCUUUUUCUUUUAGUAGCUCAUAUCGUGUAGCUCUAGCAUAGGAAACGUGCAGCUUUCCAGUUGUUAUGCAGCUAUAAGUACCAACAUGCCAAAGGUUGUUAAGGUAUGCUGGGACUUGCAGUUCCACAUCUGGGGUGCCACAUGUUGCCUAGCUCUGUUCUAGCAUAUUUGAUGGAAAGCAGACAGGGUUGUGCAGAGCAUUACCACAUGGGCUGUACUAAUCUGUUAAGUCUUUGCAAAUAUUUGUGUCUUCUUGAACUGGACGGCUUUGUGUAUUGCUGUUUAUGUCUUUGUGACUUCAGUGAUGGUGAAAGAGAUUAGUGCAUUGCUGUGCAUUGUACUACCAUCCUCACAAGACUGAAUGAGCUGUGGGUUUCUAUAUCAGUUUUAUACUUGGACCAUAUUACAAUUUUCUUUUCCCAUCAUUGGGGGAACACCUCAGAAAGGAGAAUAUAUAUCCUUUAAAUAUAUGACUUAUGUGAGAGACAGGAAGAGCGUUCCUGGAACAGUUAAUCAACUUACAUAGGUAACAGAACUGAAAUUUUAUUACUAAUUCUAAGUGUCUUACAGAAGGAACAGACAAAUAGACCUGAUGGUUUUAACAAAAAUAUAGCAAUAUUGCCUAUCCAGAGUUAUAUAUUUUAUCAAACAGUUAGGAAUUGUAUUCUAUACAGUGUGCUGUUGUUACUGGCACAAGCUGCUCCUUGAUACCAGUGCACACAGUUGGUAACCGUCCAGUUCUUAAAAACUGACUGCAUUUUCUUUUUUGGUCUAUUCUGUACAUAUAGAAUGGAAAGUUGAAACUGAACUUUAUAAAGCCACCUUUGAUCAUUCCAGAA